AAAAAUAUAGUCCGAUUAAUUAAUUAUGGGGUGGUUCAAGGCUAGUGGCAAGAAAUGGUUGACAGAAGGCUACAAAAAAGUGAUGGGUGGUUUCGUGAACACAAAACAACAAAGGUUUGGGAUAAUUGAAGGUCAUCCAGCGGCUCAAGACAUUGCUCAGGCAAAUGUUGGAGCACGUCAUACCUUAAAAGAAAACAUUAAUGCUCUCAAGAAAGAGUUCAAAAUCUAUAGAUGGAGCCCUGAUAAUCCCUCAGAAAAGCCCUUUCUCAAAUCUUACUUUAUUGAUCUUACCACUUGUGGACCUAUGGUAUUGGAUGCACUACAAAAGAUAAAAGCAGAAGAUGAUUCAACAUUGAGUUAUAGGAGGUCAUGUAGAGAAGGAAUAUGUGGGUCUUGUGCCAUGAACAUUGAUGGGACUAAUACAGUUGCAUGUUUAAAACCAAUUGAUACAGACACAAGUAAGGCUACAUAUAUUACUCCUUUGCCACAUAUGUAUGUUAUCAAAGAUCUUGUGGUUGAUCUCACCAAUUUCUACCAACAAUACAAGUCGAUUGAGCCGUGGUUAAAGACGAAAAAGCCACCACCAGAUGGAAAGGAAUAUAGGCAGUCACCAGCACAAAGAAAGAAGCUAGAUGGUUUAUAUGAAUGUAUAUUGUGUGCUUGUUGUACUACAUCUUGUCCUUCUUACUGGUGGAACCCGGAAGAGUUUGAUGGACCCGCAGCAUUGCUACAUGCUCAUCGUUGGAUUUCGGAUAGCCGAGACGACUACACAGAGGAGAGAUUGCAGGCAUUAACAGAGAACGACAAACGUUUGUACCGGUGUAGAAUCAUAAAGAAUUGUACUGCAACAUGUCCGAAAAGCUUAAAUCCAGCUCGUGCAAUUCGUCAAAUGGAUGCCAUGAAGUCCAAGAACCCGAUUUCUGCCAGCAUAGCAAGUACAGCAUGAUCUUGUGGUUUCUAAGUGGCAGCUUAAUGCACGAACUCAGAAUUAAUGUAUUUGAUAGUUCUAGUUGAAUGCACAAAUUUUAUGGACCUCCUAGUAGUGAUAUUGAGUUGUGUUUGUUCAUAUGCUCCGAACUCACUUUUGGAAAACAAUAUAAAUGGACUAAUAUAAAAGCUCUGAUAUUCUCUCUCAUUAUC
Messenger RNA from Erigeron canadensis, 1140 nucleotides. Its product is annotated as succinate dehydrogenase [ubiquinone] iron-sulfur subunit 3, mitochondrial. The coding region runs from base 26 to 946 and encodes 306 amino acids. Gene Ontology annotation, cellular component: mitochondrion. Gene Ontology annotation, molecular function: 2 iron, 2 sulfur cluster binding; electron transfer activity. The record is from RefSeq and is a predicted model, not a curated record. Gene Ontology annotation, biological process: tricarboxylic acid cycle; aerobic respiration; respiratory electron transport chain. Lineage: Eukaryota; Viridiplantae; Streptophyta; Magnoliopsida; Asterales; Asteraceae. The transcript has 4 exons.